Sarcophilus harrisii (Tasmanian devil) is the source of this 2836-nucleotide messenger RNA. It is a transcript of the gene TUFT1, whose product is annotated as tuftelin 1. Gene Ontology annotation, biological process: intracellular signal transduction. Gene Ontology annotation, cellular component: intracellular anatomical structure; I band. Lineage: Eukaryota; Metazoa; Chordata; Mammalia; Dasyuromorphia; Dasyuridae. The record is from RefSeq and is a predicted model, not a curated record. The coding region runs from base 158 to 1261 and encodes 367 amino acids. The transcript is spliced from 12 exons.
CCGGAGGCGUGGCUUCCCUUGGUCUUCCGCGGCCCAUGAGUCUAUAUAUAGGGGGGCGGGUCGCUGCCUCCCGCCUUCCCCGGAGGAGCUGGACCGCCGGGGAGCUCGCUGCUGGCCGUGUCCGAGCCGCUCCGGAGCCGUCCGGGGGCGGAGGACGAUGAACGGGACGCGCCACUGGUGUGCAGCGGUGAGCUUGCACCCCGAGGGGGAGAGCGCGCCAGUUCCAAAGUCCUACACAAUGGUGUCCGGCAGAUCAGUCAGUCAUUCCCUGUCAUCAGAGCUGGUAGAAUCCAAUGAUGGGCACGAGGAAAUCAUCAAGGUUUACUUGAAGGGGAAAACUGGUGACAAAGUCAUCCAUGAGAAGAAUAUUGAUCAGCUGAAAAGUGAAGUUCAGUACAUCCAAGAGGCUAGGAGUUGUUUGCAGAAGCUUCGGGAGGAUAUAAGCAACAAGCUUGAGAGAGACUCAAGGGACUUUCCUCAGCAGCAGGAGAUGCAGGUGCUGUUGGACGAGCCAGAUGGCUUCAGGCAGUCUUUCACUUCACUGUACAAGAGCCCCUCAGACAUGCUGGUACGAGGUCAUCACAACGAAGACCCCGAGAGCUUGAAGGAAACCGUCCGAGAGCUGCUGGCUAAGCUGCAGGAGGCUGAGAGGCAGCACCAGUCAGACAGGACCCAUUUCGAGACCACACUUAGCCGGUACCAGAGAGAAGCCGAGAUGAGCAGUUCUGCCCUUCAGAGAGCGGAGAGCAAGUUGGAGCAGAGAGAUGCGGAGGUUCUCGAGCUUCAGAGGUGCAUGUUGGGGAUGGAGAAGGAACAAGAGAGCUUGCAGGAGAAGGUCAGGGAAGGGAACACAGCCCUGGAGGAGCUUCGGACCCGCAGUGCUGACUGCCUUGCAGAACAGGAAAAAGCUGCUCAGCUGGAGAAAGAAGUGGCUGGCCUUCGGGAGAAGAUCCAUCACCUGGAUGACAUGCUGAAGAGCCAGCAGCGGAAAGUCCGGCAGAUGAUAGAGCAGCUUCAGAAUUCUAAAACGGUGAUUCAGUCCAAGGACACAACCAUCCAGGAGCUCAAAGAGAAGGUUGCCUAUUUGGAAGCUGAGAAUUUAGAAAUGCAUGACCGAAUGGAACACCUGAUAGAAAAACAGAUCAGUCCUGGAAAUUUCAGUACCCAAACCCGAACCAAGAGUGAUACCCUGGGAAGCGGCAGGAUCUCCAGGCCUCCAAAUCCUAAGCCCCUGCCUCUCAUCCGCGUGGUGGAAACCUGAGCCGUAAAGUGAAUAGUGCUGCUUGCUACCCUUACUGGCCUAAAGAGAAAACCCGUCCCCUGUUGUGUCGCAGACUUUUACUUCUUGACCGCUCCCUGGCUGCCCCGAGGCCCCCAUUUAUGCCUAAUUCUUGAGCUCCUUUCUUCUGUGUGCUGGGCAGACAGAGGAAGGGGAAGGCCUUCCUCUGGAGACCCGGAGCCUGUGAAGGAAGCCACCAGGACAGAAACCCACUUUGCUGGGCCCAGGACCAGGGUGGAUCCCGUGGUGACGCCCAUAAUACCAUGAUUGUUGCUGAUCUACAUUAGAGAGGAGAGUUUCCCUCUGAAAGUGGGUGUCGGACUGCCCCGGAGACCAGGGUUGCACAGGAGUGGGACGGGGUGCCCUGGCUCACCCAGCCCUGACACGGAGCAACAGAUAUCCACUUAGACUGGCUCUCAUCCUCAGGGACCGAACCUUUUUCCUCCUGUGUUGCUCCUAGCAAAACACCAUUUCCCCAUUUCUCUGCUUCCUAAGAUGGUGGGGUACCCACCAAACUUGGGAUCAUGUGGGUACAAUGGGGAUGAGUCUUACCUUAUGGUUAAAUUCCUAUUUUCCUGGGGAAUAGAAUGAGACAGAAAAAAAAUCUAUAUUCAGAAAAUGGAUCUGGAGCGGGAAGGGACACUGACAGCUAGGCCCUAGUCCUUGCUGUUUUUGGCUUCUACCACUAUUCCCAGAAACUUUUGAAGUGUUUUUGUUUGUUUUUUAUUUUUAUUUUUUCCUCCAUUUAAACUCGGCCCUAGAAACAUCCUAGCUUCCUGGUCCCAGAGCUUGGAGGAAAGUUUUUCCACCAGAUUGCAUGAGUCCCAGAGAAGCAGCAGAUGCUCCCCCAGUAUUUAUUUUGCUAAGUUAUUGGUGUCUUUGGUUAUGUCUUGUAGUUGUUUUAAUACCAAAGUUCUGGAACUUAAGAGUUGUGGCUUUUAUUUUUCUCAUGUGUUUUUCUGUGUUUUUCCUCUCCUCUCCCCUUCUCCCAUGCCCAAGUUGUAGACCAGGUAGGGAAUUGUAUGUGUGUUUACAUAUUCAGACUAUAGCGGGGCGGGAGAGCAGGUGGGAAAGGAAGUGUAUAUUGAUUGUACAGAGAAUUCAUGAGUAGGACUCUUUGGAAAAGGAUUUCCCUUGAAUCUCCCUUACCCUGCUUUCUUUCCCUCCUCCACCAUUCAGGAGCCUUUUGGGUAUACUGCCUCUGAAUGAUCUCUUCUAGGUCCCUGACUUGUAGCCUCAGGUGAUGGAGAAAUAAAGCAAAAGAGAAUUAAUGGAAUCCUAUAGAAAAAUAUUAACAAAAAGCAAAGCUCUUAAGUCCCUUAGCUCUGCCUAACUCAAAAGUAGAAAGCUCAAGUCUUUCUGUAUCUGUGUAGAGGUACUAGACCCAGAACUUGCUCCACCCCUGUAGGCAAGUCAUUCCAUGCUUCAGGUAACUCAUCUAUAGAGUGAAGAGUCUGAACUAGCCCAUUUCCAAAGUCCUUUCUAGCUCUAAAAUGUUUCCAGUCUAUACUCUUUAUAUGGUGAAUUGAAUAAAUUAUAUUAACGUGUCUCUUGAGA